UCCAGGUCAUUUCAGUAGCUUUCUGUUUCACCAUCUAUUAUAGCGAUUGCCGGGCGACUGAGCGGAGAGUUUGAAAGUAGUUUAAUUGUGUAUUUGAUUGUACUCAGGGGAUUUUCUGAAAGGGGAUACAGUGAUCGCCAUUUCAGCAGAAUAAAAGCCACAUACUGACAGCGGCACAAGCACAACAAUGGCUCUGAAAAGAAUUACCAAGGAACUGAAUGAUUUAGCACGUGACCCUCCAGCACAGUGUUCUGCAGGACCUGUAGGAGAUGACACGUUUCACUGGCAGGCGACAAUAAUGGGACCAAAUGACAGCCCUUACCAAGGUGGCGUCUUCUUCUUGACCAUUCACUUCCCCACUGAUUAUCCUUUCAAACCGCCAAAGGUUGCAUUUACCACAAGAAUCUACCACCCAAAUAUCAACAGCAAUGGCAGUAUCUGUCUUGACAUCUUACGGUCGCAGUGGUCACCAGCACUUACUAUCUCCAAAGUCCUCCUGUCUAUCUGCUCGCUGCUAUGUGACCCAAACCCGGAUGAUCCACUAGUGCCUGAGAUUGCCCGCAUCUACAAAACAGACCGGGAAAAGUACAACAGAAUAGCUCGGGAGUGGACACAAAAAUACGCCAUGUAGCUUUCGAGCCAGGCCACGGAAAACGGGCCUCUGUAUCCAGGGGCAAGAGGCGCUUUGAACGAAAAGAGGAAAAGUCUCGUUGGUUUCAAUUGGAGUGCUUUCUUUGAGCCACAGCUCCCCUUCCUCCAACCCUCUGCACAUGCCCCCCUUUUCCCCACCUCCCACACACACACACACACACACACACAAACAUAUACACACACACACUCUCUCCAGCUGCCAUGUUCUACAUGUUUCAGAUAACAAAUCAUAUCCCCCUCAGACUCUUUUUGCCUCUGUCUGUCACUGUCUCCACCAAUGACGGGGCCACUCGAGAUGUUUAAUUUGAUAAAAUGCAUUCCUUGUCAUUUUUUUUUUAGAAUCCAGAGGGUAGUGUAUCUCUAUCACUUUUACAUUGGUGUUUUUUUUUUUUUUUUGUCUUUUUUCCUGAUUGCUUCUCCCCCUUGAGCUUCCAGCUGUCCUGUAAGGUCGUGAAGGGGGAAGAGGUGGUGGGGCCCGGGAAUAACAACAACAAAAAAUUGUGUCUGAACCUCAGAAGGAUUUUUUUUCCUGUCU
Molecule: messenger RNA, 1186 nt
Organism: Chanos chanos (milkfish)
Lineage: Eukaryota; Metazoa; Chordata; Actinopteri; Gonorynchiformes; Chanidae
Product: ubiquitin-conjugating enzyme E2 D2-like
Exons: 7
Coding region: 188-631 (147 amino acids)
Source: RefSeq, a predicted model, not a curated record